This is a messenger RNA of Fusarium falciforme, 1023 nucleotides long. Its product is annotated as Lactamase-B domain-containing protein. The transcript has a single exon. The coding region runs from base 1 to 1023 and encodes 340 amino acids. Lineage: Eukaryota; Fungi; Ascomycota; Sordariomycetes; Hypocreales; Nectriaceae. The record is from RefSeq and is a predicted model, not a curated record.
AUGAAACUCUUUAAGAAAAUUGAACUAUGGAAGGCCGUGGUCUACCUUUCAUAUCUUCCCAAGGCACUAGGACAGAACGACAAGAGUGACUUUUCGUCAUGGUUCAACAUCACUGAGUUCCCCAACCCCCAGCUCGCCAACGUCGCACGUCUUCAGGCAGAGGCCCAAGAUCUCGCCGAGGGGAGACUCUGGUAUGACUACGUACAUCGGUGCAUCAACGCCCAGAAGUACCCGACAAUCUCCAACAACGCCCAGACUCCUGGCUGGGUCACCCCUGCGCAGGCUUUCGACUCCCUCUUUUUUGUUGGGUACUCAUUUGUGUCAUCCUGGGCUAUCGACACGGGCGAUGGAAUUAUCUUGAUUGACGCGCUCAACAACGCUGAGGAGGCCGAAAAGGUCAUCAUCCCGGGACUAAUGGCCUUUGGGUAUACUACCCGUGACAUCAAAGCUCUGGUCAUCACUCACGAGCAUUUCGACCACUACGGCGGAGCUGCUUGGUUCCAGGAUGCGUUCAAUACUUCUAUCUACGCGUCCAGCGCGGCAUGGAUUGGCAUGAAGAAACUUGAAGGCACCCCAAGCGUUGACAAGACUCUUGACGAGGGUGACGUCUUGGAGAUCGGCAACACCACGGUGCGCGUCUUUUCGACUCCAGGUCACACACCUGGCACCAUCUCUCUGAUAUUCCCCGUCUAUGACCGCGGCCAAAAGCACAUUGCAGGAUUGUACGGCGGCGGAGGCAUCCCCAGCAAGGCGGAGGACAAGUCCACCCAGGUCGAGUCGUUUCAGAGGUUCAGCCGCCUGGCUAAGGAAGCGGGUGUGGAUGUCCUGCUAAGCAAUCACCAGACGCAGGACCACACUCUACAAAAUCUGGAUGUUCUGGCAAACCGACAGUGCUUGGGCAAGAAAUGCAGCUUGCCAAACCCGUUUGUUGUUGGGAAUAAGCAAUAUGUGCGGUACUUGGAGUUGAUGGCCAAGUGUGUCGAGUUGCAGGCGGCGAGACAGGGCCAGAGUCUCGAUCUUUGA